Oryza sativa Japonica Group (Japanese rice) is the source of this 2121-nucleotide messenger RNA. The record is from RefSeq and is a predicted model, not a curated record. NCBI's taxonomy places the organism in Eukaryota, Viridiplantae, Streptophyta, Magnoliopsida, Poales, Poaceae.
GGUAGUAGUAGUACUUGCCCUCCCUCCUCUUCUUCUUACCAACCCCGACUCCCCCGAGAAGCAAAGCCUCCCUCGUUGAGGCGACCACGAGCUCCCCCCCAAGACCACGGCGCCCCCGCAGGCGGCGUCCACCACCACCACCACCUCGAUCCGCGCCGCCGCCGCUGGUGGGGAAGGCAGCUAGCCGGCGAACGCGCGCGGAGGAGAGGUGGAGGGGAAAUGCGGGUUCGUCUCGGCGCCGCGGGGCGGAGCCGGAGGUGAUUCUGUUUUCUUGGCGAGGCGGAGGCGGAGGUGGAGGCGAUGGGUUGCUUCCCGUGCUUCGAUUCGAGGAUGGGGGAGGAGGAGGAGGAGGAGCUGUACUACGGGAAGGGGGGAGCGCGCGGCGGAGGCAAUGGGGGUGGCGCUUUGUCGGCUGCUGCUGCGGCGGCGUCGUCGUCCUCCGGCGUCGGCGGCGGUGGGUGGGAGGGGACGUCUACGGCGGCGCCGCGCGUCGAGAAGAUCUCCGCAGGGGCUAGGGGGAGAGGCAAUGCCACCGUGAAGAAGGAGCUCUCGGCUCUCAAGGAUGCCAAUGGCAAUGUCAUCUCCGCGCAGACGUUCACCUUCCGCCAGCUCGCCGCGGCGACGAGGAACUUCAGGGAGGAGUGCUUCAUUGGGGAAGGAGGGUUUGGGCGCGUUUACAAGGGCCGGUUGGACGGCACUGGCCAGAUUGUUGCUAUAAAACAGCUCAAUAGGGAUGGUACUCAAGGAAACAAAGAAUUUCUAGUGGAGGUUCUCAUGCUUAGUUUGCUGCAUCAUCAAAACCUUGUUAAUUUGGUUGGUUAUUGCGCCGAUGGAGAUCAACGCCUUCUUGUGUACGAGUACAUGCCCCUCGGAUCAUUGGAAGAUCAUUUGCAUGAUCUCCCUCCUGAUAAGGUUCCCUUGGAUUGGAACACUAGGAUGAAAAUCGCAGCAGGUGCGGCUAAAGGUCUGGAGUACCUUCAUGACAAGGCUCAACCACCAGUUAUAUAUAGGGACUUCAAGUCAUCAAAUAUUCUAUUGGGCGAGGAUUUCCAUCCAAAGCUUUCAGACUUUGGUCUUGCUAAAUUGGGUCCCGUUGGUGACAAGUCUCACGUCUCUACACGUGUGAUGGGAACAUAUGGAUAUUGUGCUCCGGAAUAUGCUAUGACGGGACAGCUUACAGUUAAAUCGGAUGUUUAUAGCUUCGGAGUAGUCCUGCUUGAGUUGAUUACUGGCCGGAAGGCCAUUGACAGUACCAGACCACAUGUAGAACAAAACCUUGUCUCAUGGGCGCGACCUCUUUUCAACGACAGGCGGAAGCUCCCAAAGAUGGCUGACCCGGGGCUGGAGGGACGAUAUCCGAUGCGCGGGCUCUACCAAGCGCUCGCGGUGGCAUCAAUGUGCAUCCAGUCGGAGGCCGCGUCCCGACCUCUCAUCGCCGAUGUUGUGACCGCGCUCUCCUACCUGGCGUCCCAGAAGUACGAUCCCAACACGACGCCGUCCUCAAAGAAGGCCGGCGGUGGCGAGGCCGGGAGGGCGCUGUCCAGGAACGACGAGGCGGGCAGCUCCGGCCACAAGUCGCCGUCGAGCAAGGACUCCCCCCGGGAGCAGCAGCUCCCGGGGAUCCUCAACGACAGGGAGAGGAUGGUGGCGGAGGCGAAGAUGUGGGGGGAGAACUGGCGGGAGAAGAGGCGCGCCGCCGCCACCACCUCCAGCAAUGCCCAGGUGAGCCUGGAUUCGCCUACCGAAACCGGUUAAGCUGGCUACCCCCGCCAUUGGUGAAGGUCUCUGGGCAAUGGGCAUGCGUUGCUGCUUGAGCUCAUCUUGUGAUCUUACUAGACUGGGUGUUUUUUUGCUUUCAGUUGGCAGGGGUCAGCUGAAAACGAAUUGGGUGGUGAUUUUUCCUUUCUUUUUUUUUUUUACUGUUUGGUGUUAGAAUGUACAUUUGUAGUGGUGAAACAACAAGAACUGAAAAGGCGAGAGAGUGGGAGGGGAGAAGAAUUUGGGUGCUUUGUACUGUGGAUGUCAUGGUGCCUGUAAAUUCUCGGAAAAUUUUGCAUCAACGAGGAACAAAUUUGUCGGACCUCAGUUAUUUGCUCUGAUGUCAGACAAAAAGAAAGGAAA